AUGGCGCCUUCUGUACUUGUGAGGUCCGCUUCUGCAUCUAUAUCGCCCGAGGUUGCGGCAGCCCUGCCGCCUGAACUCCAAGCUCAAAUUCCCCUCUACGACGAGAACCUGCAACCUAACCUCUAUGCUGCCGACGUGAUUUGCUUAGUCGCUGCGUAUCUCGCUGUAGGCUUACGCAUAUUUGCUAGGCGACUCAAGGCCCAGCCAUUCGGAUGGGAUGAUUACCUUAUAUUUAUGGCGCUGUUCUUCACUACCAUCUUCGUCAGCCUCUGUAUCUUCGUCGCCGUGUAUGGCCUUGGACGCCACACUAUUGUCACCGCCGUGGAGCACCCCGAGAGGAUCGUGCCCUUUGCAAAAGCUACUUUGGCAGCCGGAGUCAUAUACAACCCCGCUCUCGUCUGUUCAAAAGUUUCCAUUCUGACAUUAUACUACCGGCUUUUCCCCAGCAAACGCUUCAAAUGGGUGUGUAUUGGGGUCGGAGCUUUCGUCAUUGCCUACAGCGUUACUGCUGUGAUGACGAACAUAUUCCAGUGCACGCCCGUCGAAUCCAACUGGGACAAGUCAAUCAAGGCACACUGUGUGAACCUUGGCUCCGAGCUUGUUGCUGUUAGCAGCUUAAACGUAUUGACGGAUGCUACCAUCCUUUGUCUCCCAAUGCCUUUCAUUUGGCGUCUGAAAACGGACUUCCGGCGCAAGCUGCAGCUCACCUGUAUAUUUCUUCUGGGCUCCUUCGUGGUUAUCGUGUCGAUCAUCCGCGUAACCUACGUUUCUGGCGUCUCGUUCUCGGACGGCUUCUGGGUCAACUCGUUCCCCUCCAUGUGGUCGGUCGUUGAGAGCUGCGUAGCUAUUGUGGCAGCGUGUCUUCCUGUGCUGCGUCCUGUGUUCAACAAAAUUCUUUACGGCGAUCCUGAGAGAACAGACCGAUCAGGAUCAGGCAAAAACGUACCAUCGGGUCAACCGUCGUUCGAGAGGCAUAUUGUCACUAUUGGUGGCAGCGAAAUCCCGUUGGGUAAUUAUUCUAAUGGCUCGGGGCCAAAGAGGCCAUCGAGAGGUAUUAAUGUAACCAAUUCCACGACUGUCUCACGGGACCAAAGGUUCCCGAAAGGGAGUUUCGAAAGAUUGACGGAUACUUCUUCCAUUGGUCAUUAA
Molecule: messenger RNA, 1149 nt
Organism: Truncatella angustata
Lineage: Eukaryota; Fungi; Ascomycota; Sordariomycetes; Amphisphaeriales; Sporocadaceae
Exons: 2
Coding region: 1-1149 (382 amino acids)
Source: RefSeq, a predicted model, not a curated record